Amoebophrya sp. A25 is the source of this 5667-nucleotide messenger RNA. Lineage: Eukaryota; Dinophyceae; Syndiniales; Amoebophryaceae. The record is from the annotation of a GenBank genome assembly.
ACCACUUGUCUGGCAUCGAGAGAGUUCAUCGAGGGAACAUGAACAGCCAGUGAGAACGAGUACGAGAGCUUCUCCUGUCUUCAUCAUCACUGCAGUAUGCGUAUAAAUGUUCGAGAGCAGACGCUUGUUAGACUUCUCUGGAGUUCAGCAGGAAGCACAUUGAUCAUGCAGAUAAUUGUUUCCAGGAGAAUGUGUUGCUUGAUCUUCAUGAUGAUGCUUGGGCUUCACCCAGUCUUCUAGGCUUACCCAAUCUUCAACACAAGACACACCUAGACGACGGUUCUACUUACUUUUUAGAACUGUUGUCUAGAGGUUCUUUGGCUUUCGGACUCGAAGUAGUUAGAAGAUUCUUCUUCAGAAUAUCCAUCGCGUGGAACUAGAACCUUAACGCUAGAACUACAAGUUCUUUAUCGAAAAAAAGAUGAAAGUGCCGACCCAGGGGUCGUCUCUUCGUUCUGGGCAGCGACGAAGCAGGAUGGCGCCCUCCGCGUCAAGGAGUUCACCACUCUGCAAUUCAAGGCAGGUCGUCUUGAGUGCAGUGGCAGGCCUGCUGAUUAUGACGUCAAACUCAGAGAGAGUAUAAGUAACAAAUUAGAACUAACAAUUAGGCUACUAGAUGAGGCAACAGCAUUAUAUUUAUAUACUAGAUCCAAGAUACAACUGCAAAAAACUGUUGCAAAUUAUUCGUGAAACUUACUACAUGUUUUGCAUUUGCUCGUUUGUCGAGGUUGUAUUAAUAUUAAACCGCACACCACAACGACCUCCUACUUUAGUAUCAUAGUACCAUCUAAUCCCUCAGCACAUAGGGCUAGCGCCUCGAUUGGAAUUGUGCCUCCUAUGGGUGGAAUUACACCGCAGUUCGAUCUGGAGCCGAAAGCCAUGUUCCGGCACAACACGUCAGAGCUGCACUGUCCAGACCGGGAACUGAUCCACCCAUGCACUACCGAACUCACGGGAUAUUUGAAAGGUAUCUAUCCUUUCUAACUAGAACUUCUAGAUGGUCCUUUCGGCUUUCUACACCGUUGAGACUAAGGGGUAGUACAAUAUAAUAUUCGACCACUAAUGCGGUACAACUACUCAGGUAACCUCUUAUCUUCCAUCAGUAUAGUGACUCCACCUAGUAUUCAGGUAAAAAUAUCAGAGACGAGGGUUACAAGCAGGCGGCAUACGACUGCGCAAGGACGGUUUACGACAGCGUAGACGAUUUCUGGAUUACCAAGAAUAUGACCCACCUUCUGCUCGACUUGGACACAAGCACACACUUUUUCUUAUGAAGUUAUCCCAGAUGAUUAUGUUGACUGAAGACCCACAAACAUGACGAGGGAUCUAUUUAUUCUACCGAAGUAGAUCUAGAUUUUCGAUUGAAGUAGAUUCUCGAUCGCGGAAACCAACUGACAGCCCAAAAAAAACAAAUCAAAUCUUAUAGUCGUGUAGACCAUCGCAUCUGUUUCUGUUCUAAUCGGCGACAAGAACCUGACCCAGGAAAGCAGCUUUUUCCAGUUGGGACUCAAAUUCGGACGAAAGCUGAUCUAUCAUCCCGAAUGCGUCGGCGAGUUCGAUUCGAAGGAUCCUCUCGAAUGCCGCUGCUCGAAUCUCUAUGGUACUUUAGACUCCAAUGCAUUUUUUUUCAUCCUCUUCUUUCCCCCAAUCAAUCUCUCUACCUCUCUUUCUCUCUCUUUAGUUUCUCUGGCAUUUAUCUCACGCUUACCACGUUCUUGUUGUUGUUGCAAGUUGUGCUCUGAUUGUUGUUAUACAGAUUAUUGGGUCUGGUGUCUAACAGCAAAUGGAAGUGCAGCAGGCGUCUUUUUUUUGAUACUAAGUACAUAGAGAUUUUUUUUUAUUCUUGCCUCACUUACAACACCGUUCACCGUUCGCCGUACCUGAACACUACAACAGGUAAGAUUAUCCUCCUGAAAUUGAAGCUUCUGGGAAUGUGGAAUGAGGCCUAUGAACUGUUCGACGAGUUGAAGGCAUUUGAGUGGGACGGCAAGGUGAAAAAGCUUGCAGCUGGGGAGGCUUUCCCGUGGCACCACAUUCAGCAGACAUUAUGAACCAAAUCCGUGGUUUAGGUUAAUAUUUGAUAGGUGGUGUAGGAGUGUGGUAUGGAAGAAAAAAGUGCACUCACACUCAAACAAAGUGGCUAUUUUCCUACUUAAAUCCUAGCCAAUUCCUUGAGUCUGAGUGCACUUUUUCGCUUCAUACGUGGUUUAGGUUAUUGGAUAGGUGGUGUAGGUGUACCAUACGUGGUUUAGGUUAUUUGAUAGGUGGCGUAGGUGUACAUCUAGAACUAGAUCUACAUUGCUUACUCACUUUUCUGAACUUCGGUUCUUUUGAAGUAAGAUAGCAUGACUCGGCGUCGUUGCUGGUGAAUGAAAGUAUCAUGUGGAUGCCGUUGCGCAGUACCUACUGUAGAUUUUUUCCUGUACGAAUUGUUUCAUCAUGAUCGGUGGAUGAUGUUCCAGUGUUUUUUUUCUUCCCUUCCCUUAGAGGACUCUUUCAUUUCCGCCGCAGAUGUUUAUGCCCACGCUUGAGGCGUUGCCUGUCUGGCCUCGCGAACGCAUGGAUGAACUGCCGAUCUGGAAGGUGCUGGAGGACAACUACCCUAUUUUUCUGGAAGAGACCCUUGAAGCCUACGCCAGGGAUACAAGCCUCGCACAGGACGCAUACCCGUUCCUUUUUCAAGGCGGCAACUGGAAUCAAAUCCUCCUCUUUCAUAACCGAAACUACACCGAGGCGUGUGAAAAAGUAAGAGUCUACUUAUAACUGAAGAUUUUUGAUAUGAUAUCUACCAAAUUAAUGAGAAGAAGUCCCUAAUUAACUUAGACAGUAGGCAUGUUCAUCUUCGCUCCUGAGCUGCAUCAGAAUCAAUUUCUUGUCAACUUCUAAUGAAAUACACGCUUAUUUGUACACCCACUGAUUUUUCAACUCAAGCUUGGUUGACAAUCCCUGUUGACUAUUCGAUCAUCAAGGAACGAUAAUGGCCUUGUAUGGUUCUGGUAUUUGGUAGCCUGAAUUUGAUCCUAAGGGUUCUCUUCUUGUUUUCCCUUAUGAUCCAAUUCAGGUUACCAAAUACCGGAACCAUACAAGGCCAUUAUCGUUCCUUGAUGAUCGAAUAGUCUGUCAACAGGGAUUGUCAACCAACCUUAGUCUUGUUAGUACUUUGCCACGAACUCGAAGUCGAACACAAACUACUACCACUUAGUAACUCUUCUCUUCGCGAAGUGAGUAUCAGUUUUCCCAUCAUUAAAUGUUGAACAAGCUCCACCUCCUUCUUCUGCUUACGAUGUUACUGUUGGACUUUUAGCAUGGUACAACUCCUUAAUGUUAAUGCACCUCCCUCUUCCUGUUCAGUACGGCUUAAUACAAAUACACUCUCCAUGUGGUCAACCUCAACAGUCGUUCCCGAAAACGUGUGCGAUCCUGAAGCGAGAACUGCCGAAGAGAGACCUGCAUAACUACCCGUGGACCUCCAACCAGAAUGAGCAAGUUCUAGUCCUAAGGCUGAAAGUCGGGACCGACGUCGAGACGCAUUGCGGUCCAGCAAACAAUAUUCUCAACGUGCACCUGGGACUCAAAGUUAUGUAGUUGUUAAUCAAUUUUUAGUUACAACGAACUUUUACUUUUUUUAGUUUUAGAAUUUCAUUUUCCAACAAACCAGAACAAACGCAAGAACUCCAGAUUACCGGUGUGAUCGUCAAUUGAGUCAGAUUCGGAACGUCCUUUGUGCUCCGGAUGAGUUCGCUUUUCCCAUGGCACAGAGUCUAUUUUACUUAAAUGGAAUCAUAAACACAAAAACAUACAAUAACACGACUCAUGGACAACUGGGUCAACUAUCUUUAUCAUUCUGGUCUAAUCUCAGCACAAAGGGUGCAAAGCUGAUCGUGGCAAACGAGACCUACGGCUGGGAGGAAGGGAAGGUGAUCGCGUGGGAUGGGUCCUUCGAUCAUCGCGUUCACUGUCUAGAAUGCGUGGAAGACCGCUACAUCAUGAUGGUGCGAUACAUUUAUGUCACAAUAUCAUUAUCUCGCUGGUGAGUUGUAUCAGUUACUCGAACAACUAGAAUUUUUACACUCUUUCAUCUGCUGAAUCUGAAAUUUGUUUUAAUUUCACUCCCUCUCCCAAUGUACUCGAUCGCCUAAGAAAGGAUGAAACUCCAUGUUAAGUAUCCGACAUGUUGAUGAAAAUUUCCUGCCUUGAGUUCGAGUACUAGUAGUAGAAACACACUCGUCUGCCCGUUUCCUGUUCUAAAAUCUGCAUCCUGGUGUGACGCCAGACCACUAUAGGGGGAGCCGCCAGACACACUACGAGAAACUGCCAGCGGAGUGGCUGGAAAAGUGGGAUAAGGAAGACCUGAAGGAUGUGGAUGACGAUUUGUAAACAUCGAAUACUUUUUGUACAUGUAUCCGAAACGAAUAACUAAGGCUUCUUCACUAUGAAUAGGAAAAGCAAACAGCUGCAAAUUAAUAUGGACACGAUCAUGAAGUGGUUAGCGUCGCGCCGUUGUGAAUACGUUUAUUUAAAUAUCCGAAGAAGAAGAAGAACUCUACUGUUGUUAAUUAGUAUUGGAUGAAAAAGCAUCAAAAAUUCUCUUCCUACUUCAUCACGCAUGAUUGAUGCUACCUGUAUCGGCUUGCUCUUGGUAGUCUCGUCUGCUUGACUACGGAACUUUGAGUACAAAACCAGGAGACUAUAACCAUUUCGAUUUGCAUGCCUACAACAAGCCUCCUCGCAUCAAGUACUAGACUCCUGAGACAAGACUAGACUGAGCCUCGAUGCAGCAGUAUUUUUAGCAGAGAGAAUCCAUUGUCUUCAGAAAGUAGAUGGACGACAUGGAGAAUGACAUGUUAGAGCCGUCGCACCAUUUUUACCAUACAAGAUGGAUUAACAUCAACUACGUUCUUAAAUUUCACAUUACUACAUAUUUUGUCAUUUCUCGUGUCAUUCGUGUCAUUGACUUUGACUCUAAAAUCAUGGCUACCAUGUGAAUGUGUGCUAGUGCCAACCACGAUCUCAUCUUCACAAGCAAAGUCUUCAAUCCCUGUCAUCAUGACUGACGCUGAAACAAUUCACUUUGCUAUCCUACUACUAGUAGAGGGUCUGAUGUGCCCUCUAGUCUAGAGGGUACGUAUUAUUUUAGACCAGGAUUUUUCUCGUUGCACCACGUAGAUUCUUUUUGAAAAAUGCAGCCAGGCACAAGGCCUGGCGCACAGCCAUACACCCCGGCCAUCACGUGACUGGAAGCGUUCGGCGUCGUCGACAUUCGCAGAGUGGCAGCCGCCAAGGAUACUUGACUCGCUGGGGGCUAGGGGGUGCCUUAAGGCGGCCCCUUUUGGUCCAAAAUGGUCGCCAAAUGACCCGGGUCGUUUGGGGUGUCAAAGUGGGGUCUUUUUGCCCCCCUUUUUGACACCCCUCCAAAGCACCUCCGAGCCAAGCCUCCCAAGGGUUGGGGCUCCCCUGGAGGCGCUUUUAGGGUCCACACUUCGCGAUCCUUGGAAGCGGAGUCCCGCUCCGAGGGUUCACUGCCAAGCUAUCGGGAUGGCCCCAGCGGUCCCGAAGAGGUUGGGACUUGUCAGGCUAGCAAAAUUUGAAAAUAAACCCACGUGGUGCAACGAAAAAAAUCCUGGUCUAAUUAUUUUUACAGAUGCCCCAGAAGGUAAACAGAGUCGA